CUGCCCGAACAGCUUCGCCGUUGCCUACAACAACAAGGCGUACGCGCUGUUUUCAAGUCGGAGACUACGCUAAGAUCUCAGUUAGUACGACCAAAAGACGCUGUCGACCCGGCUAAACAAGAUGGCGUAGUUUACAGGAUUCCCUGUGAAUGCGGCAAGGUGUACAUCGGAGAGACUGGAAGACCUAUGCAAGACAGAAUUAAGGAGCACGAUCGAGACAUUCGACUCGCCCGUACCGAGACCUCCGCCGUUUCAGAGCAUGCCCACAACACCGGACACAAGCCACUCUGGAACGAAGUAAAGUUUAUUGAUCGUGACCCUUAUUACUACACGCGCAGGGUCAAAGAGGCAAUUCAUAUAAGACUUCACCCUAA
Pocillopora meandrina is the source of this 374-nucleotide messenger RNA. Lineage: Eukaryota; Metazoa; Cnidaria; Anthozoa; Scleractinia; Pocilloporidae. The record is from the annotation of a GenBank genome assembly.